Messenger RNA from Cucurbita pepo subsp. pepo (vegetable marrow), 851 nucleotides. Its product is annotated as auxin-induced protein 22D. Gene Ontology annotation, cellular component: nucleus. Gene Ontology annotation, biological process: regulation of DNA-templated transcription. NCBI's taxonomy places the organism in Eukaryota, Viridiplantae, Streptophyta, Magnoliopsida, Cucurbitales, Cucurbitaceae. The record is from RefSeq and is a predicted model, not a curated record.
CAAUUCAUUUCAUACUUCGUUCCAACAGAUUUCACGCAAAUUCCAUUUCCUUCCGUUCUUCAAGCUAUGAAGCGCCAGUUCGCGAGUUUUGGAAACGUCCGCGAUCUCAAUUUCGAGGCAACAGAGCUACGAUUAGGAUUACUGCCGAGAACAGAACAAGAACGAGAAUCACAAUCAGAAUCCGCGGAACAGAGCAAGAGCGAUUCCAGAUCCGGAAGCGAGUACUCGAUUUCGUCCACUAAUCCUUCUUCAGAUGCUGAGCAUUUGCAUUGCCGCGAAAUACACAUUAUCGAUCAUCCUCCGCCGGCAAAGGCGCAAGUGGUAGGAUGGCCACCGGUGAGAUCUUACCUGAAGAAUAUGAUAAUUGAAGCAGAAAAGAAGAUUCAGAAGGAGAUUAUGAACAAGGAAGUAGGGAGCAGUGGAAUGUAUGUGAAAGUAAGCUUGGAUGGAGCUCCUUAUCUCAGGAAGAUCGAUCUCAAGCUUUAUCAGAGCUAUCAACAGCUUUUGGAUGCUUUGGAAGACAUGUUCAACAUCAAACUUGGUGGAAAUUCAGAGAGAGAGGGGAACAAUUGGUGUGAAUAUGUUCUAACUUAUGAAGAUAAAGAUGGUGAUUGGAUGAUGGUUGGAGAUGUUCCAUGGAAUAUGUUUAUUCGCUGCUGCAAGAGAUUGAGAAUUAUGAAAGGAUCAGAUGCCAGAGGAUUGGGUUGUUUGUAAUUUAAAGAAGAAAUUUGAGGAAUUUAUUUUGGAUCAAAUUUAUUGUUCCCAAAACAAAAUGAGAUCCAAGACACAACUACUCAAGAUCCAAUUGUACAAAAAUGAAUGUCAUAUUCCACUCUAUAUUUUAUAUUUAA